This is a messenger RNA of Phoenix dactylifera (date palm), 2341 nucleotides long. Its product is annotated as cyclic dof factor 1-like. Gene Ontology annotation, biological process: regulation of DNA-templated transcription. Gene Ontology annotation, molecular function: DNA binding; DNA-binding transcription factor activity. NCBI's taxonomy places the organism in Eukaryota, Viridiplantae, Streptophyta, Magnoliopsida, Arecales, Arecaceae. The record is from RefSeq and is a predicted model, not a curated record.
UUUUUUUAGUUGUCCGCCCUUUCCUUGUUUCUCUCUUUCUCGCUUCUGUCUCGCUCUCGGGCUAAGAAGGGGAGGAGGACAUGCGAUACGGUUGCUGGGAUUUGGGAGCGGAGAUCGGACGGCGGUGAAAUGUCUGAGCCCAGGGAUCCGGCGAUCAAGCUCUUCGGGAAGACUAUCCCGCUGCCAGAGAGCCUGCCGCUGCCGUUGCCGCCGGCGGAGGCGGAGGAUAAGGAGGCGCGGCCCACCGAUCCGGCACCGCAGCCGGAUCCAGCCGAGGACGGCGAGAAGGAUACAUGCAAAGAAAAUACAGACAUGGAAGUCAACAAUCCGAUGCCAGAUGUUCCAGACGAAGUGAACCAGCGUGACCCAAAUAAUUCUGGUUUGCACAAUGGAAAUGGAGAUGACAAUGAAGCACCCAAUCAGGAUGAGAAAGUAGCAAUGGAUUCCAAAGCUGAUCAUGAUAAGACUGAGGCUGACAGCUCCGGCCAAGAGAAGGUUCUGAAGAAGCCAGAUAAGGUUCUGCCAUGUCCUCGCUGCAACAGUAUGGAGACCAAGUUCUGUUAUUACAACAACUACAACGUUAACCAACCCAGGCACUUUUGCAAGAAUUGUCAGAGGUAUUGGACUGCAGGAGGGACCAUGAGAAAUGUUCCCGUAGGUGCUGGAAGGCGUAAAAAUAAGCACUCUGCCUCACAUUACCGACACAUGAUGAUGUCUUCUGAUGGACUAGCAUCUGGUCGAGUAGUUGCUGCUGAUCUAACCCCUCACCAGGCUCUUCCUUGUGGGCCUUCUGUCCCUAUGAGGUCUAUGAAGGGAAAUGGCAAUGUACUAAAAUUUGGACAAGAAGUGCCACUUUGUGAGUCCAUGGCCUCUGUACUCAAUCUUGGAGAACAGAAGAAAAAUGCUGAUUUUGACUCAAUCGCUUGUGGUGAAAACAAGGAGGACCCCUCAUGUGCAUCUUCAGUGACAGCCUCUAACUGUGUGGAAAAUGGAUUCCCUGAAAAUGCAGUUCCCAUGGAACAAAAUGGUAUGCAAGGAUAUUGUAAUGGAAUGACUCCCAUGCCUCAUUUGCAGUGUUAUCCUGGGGCUCAUUGGGCUUACCCUUGGGGUCCAGGAUGGAACAAUGUUGCUGCCAUGGCAGGAGGUAGGUGCUCAUCUGAGCUUGUUUAUGGACCAGAGAAUGGAAGCCCAACUCCAAUUCCAUGGAGCCCCCCGCCAAUGAUGCCGGGCCCUGCUUUUUGUGCACCAACCAUUCCCUUUCCUUUUAUGCCAGCUUCAUUUUGGGGUUGGCCCAAUGGGGCGUGGAAUGUAGCAUGGUUUGGAGCUAAUGGCGGCAUAUCACCAUCAUCCUCUACAAGCAACAGUGGUUGUUCAGGCAAUGGUUCUCCAACCUUGGGUAAGCAUUCUAGAGAUGCAAGUUUACAGGGCGAGGAGACGAUGGAAAAAUCUUUAUGGGUUCCUAAAACCCUGAGAAUUGAUGAUCCAGAUGAGGCUGCAAAGAGUUCUAUAUGGGCUACCCUUGGCAUAAAGCCUGAAGAAGGUGGUAUCUUCAAACCUUUCCAAUCCAAGGCAGAAAGCAAGGGUCAGACAUCAGAUGCUUCUCAGGUCUUGCAUGCAAAUCCUGCAGCAUUGUCCCGCUUUCGGUCCUUUCAGGAGAGUACAUAAGAGAGUAACUCAGGGAUAUUCUGAAGAAAAUUUUCUUUUCUUAGCGGACUAUACUGAAAUGGCCGUUACAUGUUGAGGAUGUUGGAGCUGCUUUUAGCUUGUGGCUCCAAUAUGGAAGCACUGUUAUAUGUACCUAUGAUAGCAGAUCAUGAUAUCUGACAGACAAAGCCAGUGGUGAAGCUUUCUAGUGCUGUCUUUAAAGCUGCCAGGGGAAAUGGCCAGGUUUGCCAAGAUUUCUAUGAUUAUGAAGAAUUCUUGUUGUAAAUAGUAGUGAUAAAGGUUACUGUUUAUAACUUCAGAGAUAGUUUCUUUAGAUGUGCCUGCCCUGUCUCAUGGACCAGAGUUGUCAACAUGCUCAGUGAAUCAAGAAAGGAAGAUGCAUUUGAUAAUCCAUCCUGAUGGUAUGGAAUGAAGAGUGCACCUUUAGAAACCAAAGAUCUGAUCUAAACCUUAUCCCAUAUGAGAUAAAGAAAUAGAACUUUAAUUGAGUUUUUAUAGGGUUUUCUUUUGUUUGAUAGAGCAUCUACAAUCAUGAUGUUUGUAUGAGUUUAAGCUGGACUGUUGAAUUCUGUGUUGAUGAGCUUAGUUUUAUUUUCACAGUCCCUCUUUGCUAUUCUACUCUUCUGGCUAGUUCUGGCUUUUAAUCAUCAAACUUUUUGUGAUGUGUUUUAUGGAA